GGUUCAGACUAGAUGACCUCCUGAGGUCUCUUCCAACCCUAAUCUUCCAUGAUGCUAUGAGCCCCCUGCCAGUCAUUGAAUGUCUCACCAGCACUCUUUUUGCUUUGUAACUAAAUUCACUGGUGUGAACAGGCCAUUGCUCUGGUGGAAUCGGCACAGCUGGGCGGAUUUACACCAGAUGGAUAUCUGGCCAGUUGAUUUGUACGUCACGGCUGGGGUGAUUAAAACAAAGCCAUUGUCUCCAUUACACCCCAGCUCUGGGACCAGUUCCCUCCCGCAGCUCCCAGGGCUGUCUCCGCCUCCUUACCAGCCCUCACAGCCCUGUCCCUGUCACUUCUCUGCCACUCACCAUGAUAGCCUUGGUGGGUCCAUCCCCAGCUAUAAGAGCACUCCCCCGCCCCCUGCCAGUUCCCCACCUGGCACCCCUAUUCUCCUUAGGGGCAGCCUGGACACCCAGCAGUCUUUCCUCCCCUCCCCCCAUGACACAGCAGGUGGGGAUGAGGAGACUCCAGGAGACACUGGGGUAACUUUAGGCGUGUGGAUUGUUCCCUCUGGGACCACAAUAUAAAUAGCUGCAGGGCUGGUGGGCCCCGGCCCCGGCUGGCAGCAGGGCCAGGUUCCUCUGGGGCUCGGUGAGCCUCUGUCUGAUUCAUUCGCGCUGGAGGUUUCUGUCUGUUCGGGCAGGAGAGAAGGAAUCUGGCCAGGUCCCUCCUACGUCCCGUUUCUGGCCCCCUGGGAACUCCACGGCGGGGACUACGUUCCCAGUGAUCACUAGAGGGCACUGGCUAGUGUGGGGCGGCGACGGCGACGGCUGCUGCUCCUGCUCUUCUCUGCCUUUAACUCUUUGUUCGCUUAGGAGAUCUGAAAUUUUAACUUCCUGGGUCAUGAUCUUAAACGCUGCUGCUGCCGCCUACAUUGUGAGCCGGGGUUGAGCCGUUGCUACUCCUCAGCUGGGUGAGUCCUUCCCUAGCGCCCCUCUGUGCCCAGCUGGGGGGACUUUCGCCGGGGGCUGAAACCAGCCCCUGAGGCAGCCCCGGGCUCUGCCGACACCAGCCCCUGAGCCGGAGCCUGCAGGCUGCAGAAUAACGGUCCAGAUCCUUUUUCCAUCCCUGUGGGGUAUGGGAUGAAGUGCUUGCAGCAGAGCUCCUGAUGCUUGAGGAAGAGGCUGUGUAAGAGGAACGGUGGGCUCUGCUGGACCUGUGUCAGAGAGCCCUCUACAGGGAUGACAUGCAGGAGAAUUAUGAGACUGUGACCUCACUGGCAGGAUUUCCAAUUUCCAAACCGGAUGUGAUCUCCCAGCUGGAACUAGGGGAGGAGCCUUGGGUCCCCGAUCUCCAGGGCUACAAGAAAAGGGAGAUCCUGAGAGAUACCGACACAGAUGACUGGACAGUGAGUGAGAAGGAGGAGGAGAACUCUCAGCAGGGAUGUCCUGAGCCAGUGGAACCACACGGGGUGGUCUCAGGAAGCGGUGAAGGGAACUUUUCUCAGAGUCCUGAGCAGCGAGAAGCCCAUGAGAGUCAGUGCAGGCCAGAGAAGCAGCAGGGAAACCAGCCAGAGAAGAUACAGUGUAAAUCCUCUCAGAGGAGCAGAGGGAACAAGAAAAUCAAAGAAGCUGUUCGACAGAGAAUUCCCACUAGAGAGGGACCCUAUAUGUGCGGCAACUGUGGGAGAAGCUUCCUUUCGAAAUCCGUUCUCCUUAUUCAUCAGAGAAUCCACACAGGAGAAAAACCCUACAAGUGCCCUGACUGCGAGAAACGCUUCAGCCUGCGUGGAAACCUCAUUGCACAUUACAGAAUCCACACAGGAGAGAAAUUCUACACAUGCACUGACUGCGGGGAAAGCUUCAGUCUCAGCUCAGACCUCACAAAACAUCAGAGAAACUACAUGGGAGAAAAACCCUACACCUGCAGUGAGUGCGGGAAAAGCGUCAGACUCCGCUCCCACCUCAUUGCACAUCAGGGAAUCCAGGGAGAGAGACCCUAUAAGUGUCCCGAGUGUGGGAAAAGCUUCAAACGCAGCUCAUCGGUUAUCAGACAUGAGAGAAUCCACACAGCAGAGAAGCCCUAUAAAUGCCCCGACUGCGGGAAAAGCUUUAGCCGGAGCUGGUACCUUAUUACCCAUCAGAGAAGCCACACAAGAGUGAAGCCCCACACAUGCUCCCUGUGCGGGAAAAGCUUCCGCCAGAGCUCACACCUUAUUUCACACCAGCGAACCCACAUGGGGGAGAGCGCCUAUAAAUGCCCCCAGUGUGAGAAAAGCUUCAAUCAGAAGUGGAACCUUAUUAAACAUCAGAGAACCCACACGGGCGAAAAGCCCCACAAAUGUCCUGAGUGCGGGAAAAGCUUUGGUCAGCGCUCACACCUGGAUUCACACCAGAGGACCCACACAGGCGAAAAACCCUGUGAAUGUCCCAAGUGCGGGAAAAGCUUUGGUUGGCGCUCCAACCUUAUUGCACAUCAGAGAGUCCACACAGGAGAGAGACCGUAUAAAUGCCUGACCUGUGGAAAAAGCUUCCGAUACAGCUCAGACCUCAGUAAACAUCAGAAAAAACACAUGGGAGAGAAACCCUAAAAAUGCAAUGAGGGCACGUCUCAGAGCAGACUUGAAUACAUAUCAGAGAAUCCACACAGGACACAAACCCUAGAGGGGUCCUGGAUGGGGAUGGGCCAUGUGGAUAACACCUUUGCCGAUUCCCAUGAAUCUGAGUGUCAGGCCAGGCUGGAGUGGCCGUGUAACAAGGACAUGUAACAGUUAUUAAAGCAGAGAAUAAAAUCACCUUCCUGGAAGGGAGUCCUGUAGAGCAAGAGACUGAGAUGUUGUGAUGGGAUUUGAUUCUCACUUCUCAAGGAAGCUCUGAGUGUCCCCUCUUCAGCUCCUACAUUUAAGUUUGGUACUAGGAACCUAUAACAAUCUUUAUCUUGUAACUUCUGGUUUAUUCUGUCCGGUGUUUUAUUUAAUGGAAUUGAUACGUACAGGAGCAAUGUUGGACUCAGGUUCAAAACAUCCUAUCCUGGGCUCUGGGCACUGAGUCAAGGCAACGGUUUAAUUGUGAUUUUUCUUGAUUUGAACAAGGAGGAAUGAGGUAGAUCCCAGUUUCUCAAAUGCUCAGAGUCCUUUAUCUGGAGAAGACAAGAGUCUGAAAAUUGAUCUUUGUGGGGUGAAAUGGGGCCUCCAGGAAAGUCUCUUUAAGGGUUUAUUUUAUACUGUACAAUCUAGCAGCUAGAAGAACAGGAGUACUUGUGGCACCUUAGAGACUAACAAAUUUAUCAGAGCAUAAGCUUUUGUGGGCUAAUAAAUUUGUUAGUCUCUAAGGUGCCACAAGUACUCCUGUUCUUUUUGCGGAUACAGACUAACACGGCUGCUACUCUGAAAUCUAGCAGCUGAAAUGACACUUGGAUUCUGCUUUUUAUUCCCAUGUAGUUACUAUGAAUUCACAGAUCUAGAAGGUUUAGCUAGAUGACUGAGUUACUGAUAUCUGCCAGUAGAGUUACAUACAUACACUGUCAUGGGUCUCCAGUUUUCCUUUUCAAUACAUGUAUACACUACAGAGCCCCCGUAAUGAGUAGGUGAACUCCAUGACCUGUUUACUUGUUCCUAUUCCAUGAGAAUGGCCAUACUAGGUCAGACCAAAGGGGCUGACCACAAGGCUGAGUAAUUAUCCCUUGUACAUUUAGAAUCUAGGUCCAUUAAAUGCACUGUUGUUCCAUUGUAA
Molecule: messenger RNA, 3712 nt
Organism: Chrysemys picta bellii (western painted turtle)
Lineage: Eukaryota; Metazoa; Chordata; Testudines; Emydidae
Source: RefSeq, a predicted model, not a curated record